Messenger RNA from Centropristis striata (black sea bass), 6012 nucleotides. It is a transcript of the gene ndst2a, whose product is annotated as N-deacetylase/N-sulfotransferase (heparan glucosaminyl) 2a. The transcript is spliced from 15 exons. The coding region runs from base 849 to 3569 and encodes 906 amino acids. NCBI's taxonomy places the organism in Eukaryota, Metazoa, Chordata, Actinopteri, Perciformes, Serranidae. Gene Ontology annotation, cellular component: Golgi apparatus. The record is from RefSeq and is a predicted model, not a curated record. Gene Ontology annotation, molecular function: deacetylase activity; heparan sulfate N-sulfotransferase activity.
CAAGGAAUACCCUGAGUCUAGUCUUUGGAUUCAACCUUUCCAUAAAUACUGCGGGCUCAGGUUUUGAACCUCCCCCGCUGUGUUAGUUUUGGUUGAGUCCGGGUUCCAGCGGAUCCAAGAUGGCGGGCUGAGCAGCGCCGUGCUGAAGUUGACUCUAAACUCUCUGCUGAAGCUCGUUAUGAAGCUUGUUCUGCUCCGUUUCUCGGCUCGGAGUGUUAUCUGCGGAGUCCUGGUGUAACCAGUGGUGGAAGAGACACUGACGCACCCCCGGUGGCCGAGCUGGAUAACGGUGUCUUUUUUAUGGGAUGUCCGGGCUAGGUGGCCUGAGGGGGCUCAGCCCCAAAUCACAGACCACCAGCACAGACAGUUCCACUGCUGAGAGACUACACAAGCUUCUACACAUGGACACACCUGCACAACUGCUUGAAAGAGAGAACUGACCAAGAAGCAGAAGAAGGACCUGAUAUAUUCAGGACCCAACUGGUUCUCAUACCCAUGCUGGUGUUUGAUUUUAUUCAGCCUCAAUUUUAACAGCUCCCUCUUUAAUCACCUGAUAUUUGACAUUCCAUCCAUCAAAUAAUCAUCCGUCCUUCUCUCUCUCUGUCUCAAUUUGUCAUCUGAGAGUGUAUUUUUGUGCUGUAGAGCUAGAAGAGAGCAGGUAAUGGAUGAUGCUGGCCAUGGUGACCUAGUGUAAAUGGCUAUUCCUCAGCACAGCUCAGUGCCAGUAUCAACUGCUCAAUCUUCCUCCUUCACUCCCCCCUCCUCUCACCCUUACUCCACCUCUCUGCUGUCUUUCCCUGUUCACCACUGCUGCUUGCUGCCCAGCCCUGCCUCUCUCCUCCAACACCAUGUUAGGUGCAGGCUUGGGUGUGUGGAAGCUAAUGCGAGGUGUCCGCCAGCUGGAGCUUCACCGCCUCAUUCUGGCACUUAUCAUCUUCUGCUUACUGUCCAUGGCCUUCCUAGCUUACUACGUCUCCAACAGCCCCAAAAUCAAAGAGGCCCCCCCAUUACCCUUCAGUGACUGUGGUGGAGGAGGGGGUAUGUCACCGGGAGCCAGUACUGGGGAUGCAGGAGGAGUGCCAGGUGUUCAGAGGGCACCCCUUUUUCUUCCCCAGCGUCAGGGCCGACUACGACAAGUAAAGGCAGUAGACAAUUCCAGGACAGAGCCUGUAGUCCUGGUGUUUGUAGAGAGCAUCUACUCCCAGCUGGGCCAGGAGAUUGUGGCCAUAUUGGAGUCUAGCCGCUUCCACUACCGGACAGAAAUUGCUCCUGGUAAAGGAGACAUGCCCACAUUAACAGAGCAUAACCGUGGACGCUAUACACUGAUUAUCUAUGAAAACGUUUUGAAAUAUGUCAAUCUGGAUGCGUGGAACCGUGACUUGCUGGACAAGUACUGUGCUGAGUAUGGAGUAGGUGUCAUUGGCUUUUUCAAAGCUAAUGAAAACUCUCUUCUCAGUGCACAGCUCAAAGGUUUUCCCCUCUUCUUACACUCACACCUGGGACUCAGGGACUACCGCAUCAACCCCAAUGCUCCUCUACUCUACAUCACCAAGCCCAACCAGAUGGAGCAGGGCCCUUUACCAGGAGAUGACUGGACCAUUUUCCAGUCUAACCACUCUACCUAUGAACCAGUGCUUUUGGCCAGCACCAAGUCCUCUGAGGCACUGGCACAUUUUGGACCCAGCCCAUUACGGGCCCUCCACGCCACAGUGGUCCAGGACUUGGGGCUCCAUGAUGGCAUUCAAAGAGUUCUUUUUGGGAACAAUCUCAACUAUUGGCUUCACAAGCUGGUGUUUGUAGACUCCAUUGCCUAUCUGACAGGGAAGAGACUGUGUUUGUCCUUGGACCGCCACAUCCUGGUUGAUGUGGAUGAUAUAUUCGUUGGCAAGGAGGGAACCCGUAUGAAGGUGUCAGACGUGGAGGCACUGCUCAACACUCAAAACAAGCUGAGAGCGCUGGUCCCUAAUUUCACCUUCAAUUUGGGAUUUUCUGGAAAGUUUUAUCACACAGGUACAGACGAGGAGGAUCGGGGAGAUGACAUGCUGCUGCAGCACAGGAUGGACUUCUGGUGGUUUCCUCACAUGUGGAGCCACAUGCAGCCGCACCUCUUUCACAACGUCAGUGUUUUGGCUGAACAGAUGAGACUCAACAAGAUCUUUGCUCAGGAGCAUGGCAUCCCAACAGAUAUGGGAUAUGCUGUGGCUCCGCACCACUCUGGGGUUUACCCAGUCCACAGCCAGCUCUAUGAGGCCUGGAAGUCUGUGUGGGGCAUCAAGGUGACCAGCACUGAGGAAUACCCUCAUCUGAGGCCAGCUCGAUACCGCCGUGGCUUCAUUCACAAUGGCAUCCAGGUGUUGCCCAGGCAGACCUGUGGUCUGUUCACCCAUACAAUCUUCUACAACGAAUACCCAGGAGGCUCAAAGGAGCUGGACAAGAGCAUCAGAGGAGGAGAACUCUUCCUCACUGUCCUCCUCAACCCUAUCAGUAUAUUCAUGACACACCUGUCCAAUUAUGGUAACGAUCGGCUGGGACUGUACACAUUUGAGUCUUUGGUGAAGUUUGUCCAGUGUUGGACCAAUCUGAGACUGCAGACGUUGCCCCCCGUCCGGCUUGCUGAGAAAUACUUCCAGAUUUUCCCUGAGGAGAGAGACCCACUCUGGCAGAACCCUUGUCAUGACAAAAGACACAAAGAUAUCUGGUCUAAAGAAAAGACAUGUGACCGACUCCCCAAGUUUCUUGUCAUUGGACCACAGAAAACAGGCACUACAGCUCUUCAUUCAUUUCUGAGUCUGCACCCAGCAGUCACCAGCUCCUUCCCAAGCCCCACCACAUUUGAGGAGAUCCAGUUCUUCAGUGGAGCAAACUAUGACAACGGGAUUGACUGGUACAUGGACUUCUUCCCAUUCCCUUCCAACGUCAGCACAGAUUUCAUGUUUGAAAAGAGUGCCAACUACUUUGACACAGAGUUCGCUCCUAAGAGAGCUGCUGCGCUGCUUCCCAGAGCCAAGAUCCUGGCUGUUCUCAUUAACCCGUCUGACAGGGCUUACUCCUGGUACCAGCACCAGAGGGCCCACCAGGACCCUGCAGCCCUUAACAACACUUUCCAUACAGUGGUGACAGCAGGCCCCUCUUCCCCAAAGGAUCUACUGGCUCUUCAGAGACGCUGCCUUAGUCCUGGGACCUAUGCUGCUCACCUGGAGCACUGGCUGCAACACUACCAGCCCAGCCAGUUGCACAUCGUGGAUGGUGCCCUGCUGCGCUCCAACCCAGCACUGGUGAUGGAGGGAAUCCAGAGAUUCCUCGGUGUCACUCCUAUCUUCAACUACACCCAGGCUUUAAUGUACGAUGACAGCAAAGGUUUCUGGUGCCAGCGAGUGGAAGGAGGUCGAGCCAAAUGUCUGGGGAAGAGUAAAGGCAGAAAGUACCCAGAGAUGAGUCCUGAGUCGCGUGCCUUUCUGGCUGAGUACUACCGUGAGCUCAACAUGGAGCUGCUGCGUCUGCUGAAUCGGUUGGGCCAACCGCUGCCAUCCUGGCUCCGCCAAGAACUCCAGAGCACGAGCUGGAGCUGAGGCCACAAGGUCACACACACACACACAUGGACGAACACACAGAAAGCUGGGACUGGAGUCUGUGGAACGAGCCAACACUUGGCUCUGGAUUAAACUGGACUAGCUGAUCUGGAGUCAACAGCAGCAGCAGCAGCAGCACACACUAAAAGAGCUUCAUGGUUUCAGCUGAUGUUACUGGUGCUCCUGUUCCACAGAUAAAGAAGACAGUUCAACAUGAGAUCUUUCUUAAAGUGUUGGUCAUAACUCUGAUUUGUUACCAAGCACAUGGGGUUUGCUGUGGAUCCAGAGGACUGGGUGACCGGCAGGUCUGAGGCAUAAGGAACAGGUCAGACAGCCUUAAUGUGAGGAGACGAACCAUGCAGAUGACUGGAUACAGGACAAACAGACACUUGUGUCUCAUCUCGCCACAGGAAUGAUUGUAAAGCAUUUCAAAAGCAGUUGUAUGUGUUUGGUUCGAGGGGCAAGUGGGAAACAAAACGGCCUUCAGCCUGAAGCAGACAGACAGUAGAGAGAGUCCACAUUUAUCUGUUACACACACACACACACACACACACACACACACACACACACACACACACACACACACACACACACACACACACACCUACCAACCUGCAGGUCAAGCCAACUGUCGGGGUGCUGCAUUCCCUCUUCUACUCACAGGUUCCAGUCUGUUUACUGUGUUUACAGACCUUUUAAAAUGAACUGAGCUAAUAUGAUGACAGGUUAAUGUAAAUAUCAUGUGUCCAGCCUCUGCCCCGCACAUCUGUCGAUAAGUAGCUGUAAUAUUCACUAUUCACAGGUAAAGAGAGCCUUGUUUCUGUACUUUCAAGUUUUUUUAUUUAAGAUCAGUUACAUACCAGCUUUUAACCUACAUAGCAAAGUUGUUUGGACUGAUUUAGGGAGCCCCACAGCAAACUGAGCAAAGGAUUUUUAAUUUGAGCAAUGUGACUUUGAAUGAGUUUUUGUAUUUCUGGACCAGAACAUCAUGGUUCAGGUUUCCCUUCAGCUCUUAAGAAUGUAAGCUGAUAUAAUUUGGUACUGAGUGGGGUGGAUUUUAUUGGCUAUCCAGCUUUGAAACCGUGUUUUGUUCUUUGAUUUCAUGGCUCUCACUGGAGGCUUCACACACUGAGGCUCAUGGGUAGUGUAGUACGAAGAGCUGAGGGGACAGCAGAGGUGAAAUAAGGAAUUUGCCAAGAGACUUGUGUCUUUUUAAUGAUGAGGAACAUUAUUAUUAAAUGUAAAUGGUCCAGUGCAAAUUUACAAAUUCCAUUUGUCAUACAAACAUAGGUUACUCUAAAGGGGUAUUCCAGUGAUUUUUUCAUUAUAUAUAUUAUAUAAACUUGAGUCACAAGAGACAGAUUUUCAAAAAUGGUCAAAGUUUAAGCAUUAGGGACAGAGAAAAAUUCAAAUAGUCCUCCAGUCUGCUAAAUAACCCAAUCUGUGAAACGGCACAUCUCAGUUCUGGCUGGACAAAUAAAAAGAAGACAUUUUUCUAGUGUUUUCACUCAUGCAGGACUCACCAGGACUUACACAUAAAGGAAAUCUAGUGAACUUAACCACAUUGGACAGUGCCAACAGCAAUAUUUGGUCUAAAAUGUUCUUUUAUUUAUUGAGUCAUCCACCAAAAGUGUUUCCACCAUUUUAAUAGUGAUAAAACGAGCUGCACAGUGAUCCUGACAUGAUGUGAUCACGAGGCACACUACAGACUCUUUCAGAAAGCAGGUUUAGCGAAAACUAGGAAAUAGUUAACCCUGGAUGAAGGAAACUCAGGUUUUUAGAUCCAGAAAGGGAGAGAACCUCAGCUCUGGGUCAGUUGCUAUGGUAACUCCGAACCCUUUCCUCUUAUUAGUUGUAAGACUGUAAGCAUGUUGAAGGUUUACUGUCUGUCAGAAUUGGUUGGUUGGAUUGGAUGGUUGGAUAUUGUUUUUUUUACUCACAACUAUCUGAUCUUUCUUAGAACAUUGAAACAUUACACAGCAUCAAGUCACCCUAAAAUCAGAACAGAACUUCUUCUUUGGCCAUUUUUCUGCUUUAUUCAUAGUGGAAACUAGAGUGAGAGGGGAAGACAUGUUGUGUGCCACAGGUUCAUCCCAAAAAACUUUUUAGUAACACUGUGGCUCUGUCACUAUGUUACAGCAGCUAACAGCUAAAAGGUUCAUUGCUCAUAUUGUGUAAUCUCAGUGAUAUGAAGCUGGAAACACAUAGGACCAGUGAAUAAUUCUCUCUUACGGUGUGAUUGGUCACACUGAUGGAACAGAAUUCCUUUAUUUUGGAAGAUGUAUGUUAUUAUUUCUGUGGUACAGCUGCAGAUUAUAGUGAGUUUUUAAAAUAUGCUGCUUAUAGUCUGAACGUGUUCUAACAGUAUUGCAGUGUGCUUAAAUUAAUUGCAUUUUUUGAAGCAGCUGAAAUAAAGCUUUUAACCUACAAAUCAGCAAAGAAA